Molecule: messenger RNA, 1869 nt
Organism: Cataglyphis hispanica
Lineage: Eukaryota; Metazoa; Arthropoda; Insecta; Hymenoptera; Formicidae
Gene: rasp
Product: protein-cysteine N-palmitoyltransferase HHAT
Exons: 7
Coding region: 183-1691 (502 amino acids)
Biological process (GO): protein palmitoylation
Cellular component (GO): endoplasmic reticulum
Molecular function (GO): palmitoyltransferase activity
Source: RefSeq, a predicted model, not a curated record
AUUUUGGAACGCAACCUACGACAUUUCAAAGUUACCAACGCUGAGAAACAAAUUCUCGAAUUCAAACUUGCAUUGCUUGUUUUUCUACGUGCUGAUGCACGAUAGAGGAUAGAAGCAAGGAUUUGCAUGCAAGUCAAAAGUACAAAAAAUGCAUGUAAAACAAAUCUGGUUUUCUUUAUAUAAUGAAUUUAUCAACUAUUAUGAAAUUUAAUAACAAUUAUGAAAGCUAUUUUUAUUUUCUUGCGUGGUCAUGUGCUAUUUUUUAUUCCGUAUAUGAGUUUUAUUUAUCGAAUAAAUAUUUUGAUAAUUAUUAUGAUGCAUACAAUGAUUUUGACAGAGGAUGGGCUUGGAUUGGAAAAAAACGAGAUAUUUCUGAUCAAGAGUGGCGUGCAUGGCUUGCAUUAGUAAACAAGCUAAUAUCAUGCACUUUUAUACAUCAUUUUUUUAGUCAGAUUAUUAAAGUCAAUUGUAACAAUAUGAUAUUGUGUUGUUGGUACAUCUUAUCAUCUAUAGCUUUUCUGUAUUAUUACAUAGGUUUAUUGGGUGCAUUAUGUGCUCUACUGCAACCUAGUCUUUUACACAUAAUAACAUAUAAAUGCAGUAAAGAUAUAGCAUGGUUAAUACAUGUUUCAUUCCUAUUUGUAAUACAUGUAUUAAAAAUACCGAAUGGUACUUUUCAAAACUGGUUAGGAUUUGAUGAUGAACAGCAUUAUAUUUUGACACUUACAAUAUGUUGGAUACAUUUAAGAAGUAUCAGUUACAAUAUGGAUAGCAUUGAUGAUAAAUUUCUCAAUUCAAAUAAUUUCAUUCAGAAAUUAGCAUAUUGUUUAUAUUUGCCCACAUUAUUUUCAGGGCCACUUAUUUUGUAUCAUGAGUUUGUUGAGUCUAUUAAUCAACCACAUCAAUAUUGGAAUUGCCAAAAACUACAGAUUUUUGUAUUAAAUUUAAUUAGAUACAUGUUCUGGUUAUAUUUGACUGAAUUGUUGCUACACUUUAUUUAUGUAAAUGCUAUACAAUAUCAUCCUCAGAUUGUGCAAAAUUUAAAUCCUUGGGCACUAUAUGGUUUAGGAUAUUGUAUGGGACAAUUCUUUCUGAACAAAUAUGUUGUAAUCUAUGGGAUUUCCAAGACUUUAUGUAAUUUAGAUAAUGUAAAAGCACCACCACCACCUAAAUGUAUAGCUAGGAUUCAUUUAUAUUCCGAUAUGUGGAAACAUUUUGAUAGAGGAUUAUAUAAAUUUCUUAUAAAGUAUAUUUAUAUCCCUAUACAAAAAUCAAAUGGAUGCUUUGGGAAACUGUUUGCAUCAUUUUUAUGUUUCGCUUUUGUUCUUUUAUGGCAUGGAAUACAAGUGAAUAUUUUUAUUUGGUCACUAUUCAAUUUCAUAGGAAUAGCCAUCGAAAGUAUAGGAGUAUCAAUUGGCAAAAGCAAACAAUAUCAUAAAGUAGAGAAUAUGUAUUUAUCCUUAAAAAAUAUUAGGAGAUUUCAUUGUAUAUUAGCAAGCCCUCUUUUAGCAAUGUCAGCAAUAUCUAAUUUUUAUUUUUUUGGAGGCCCAUCAAUUGGUAAUAUCUUUACAUAUAACAUACUAUAUGGAUCCUGGAAAACUUUAUUUAUUCUGUUUUUCUUUCUUUAUUGCUGUUGUCAAGUUUCUGUAGAUGUUAAAGAUUGGGAAUUCAAAGUUCGAAGUUUGACUUGAUUAAAUCGAGAUUGAAAUGCUUAUGCAUUUUUAAAAUACACAUAUCCUUCUCAUAUUUGUUCGCGUUUAAGAUUAUCAUCUAAGUUGUAUGAAUGGACGAAGUUAAGACGACAUACAUCAGUAUAACACCAAACACCUACAUAAUAUACAAUAUACAAUAAAUAGAUUUACAACAACA